Messenger RNA from Cladophialophora bantiana CBS 173.52, 1026 nucleotides. RefSeq lists its product as uncharacterized. Gene Ontology annotation, biological process: triglyceride catabolic process; phosphatidic acid biosynthetic process. Gene Ontology annotation, cellular component: lipid droplet; endoplasmic reticulum. The coding region runs from base 1 to 1026 and encodes 341 amino acids. The transcript has 2 exons. Gene Ontology annotation, molecular function: acylglycerone-phosphate reductase (NADP+) activity; triacylglycerol lipase activity. NCBI's taxonomy places the organism in Eukaryota, Fungi, Ascomycota, Eurotiomycetes, Chaetothyriales, Herpotrichiellaceae. The record is from RefSeq and is a predicted model, not a curated record.
AUGGCCUCCGAGACAGUGCGCGCCCAAUUUCAACCUGACAAGACCCGCAAAACGGUCCUGAUAACAGGCUGCUCGGCUCACGGCCUCGGACACGCAUUAGCAAUCGCGUUCCACCGUGCAGGACUGCGCGUCUUCGCCUCGGCACGGAACCCAGACAAGAUGGCUGAGUUGCAGGCAUUGGGGAUCGAGUGCUUGAGGCUGGAUGUAUUGGAUGAGGAGAGUAUCAAGCUGUGCGUGGAAACCGUUAGGGGCUUGACGAGGCGAGAUGGGGAGGUCGAGGGAAGACUCGACUGCCUCGUCAACAAUGCAGGCGGAGGUUACAACAUGCCCGUCGCCGACAUCUCAAUCCCCGAAGCAAAAGCCCUUUUCGACCUCAACGUAUGGUCCUGCAUCGCCGUCACCCAAGCAUUCCUGCCUCUGCUGAUCAACGCCGCCAAACCCGACAAUUCAGCGCCCUCCUCCGCCGCCACUACGACAUCCAAAUCCAAAGCCAGUCCGCGUCACGCUCCAAGCCUCAUUCUGAACAACACGUCCGUCUCCUCUGUCGAGCCCACGCCGCACAACAGCGCCUACCACGCCAGCAAAGCCGCCAGCGCCAUGUUCUCGACGCACAUGCGCAUCGAGCUGCAACCGUUCAACAUCCAUGUGAUCGACCUGAAGACAGGCUGUGUGCAUUCAAACUUCCACGCCAACCACCAAGGAGGCAACGCCGCCCUGCCCGAGGGGAGCAUAUACGCGCCCGUGAAAGAGCAGACCGAGAGCGCGAUGCGCAACGCGUUCCCCAUCCGCGAGGACCCGGAUAAGUGGGCGAGGGACGUCGUACGCGAUGUCCUGCGACCCUGGCAGAAGGCUGCAACCCGGGAAAGCACGCCGCUGCCGUUGGAGAUCUGGAGGGGCACGGGCGCGUGGCGCACCUGGUUCUACAACUGUACCUUUUGGCCUGUCGGGUGGUGGGAUGAGUGGUGGAGAAAAGCCGUCGGGCUGGAUCUGUUGAGGGAGAAGGUGAGGAGGAGCUAUGGAGCGUAA